Molecule: messenger RNA, 1029 nt
Organism: Aspergillus campestris IBT 28561
Lineage: Eukaryota; Fungi; Ascomycota; Eurotiomycetes; Eurotiales; Aspergillaceae
Product: alpha/beta fold hydrolase
Exons: 2
Coding region: 1-1029 (342 amino acids)
Source: RefSeq, a predicted model, not a curated record
AUGCCUUUGUCGGCCGUGGAGAUCAUCAACCAUUCCGCCUAUGACUCGGUGGACUGGAAGCUGCCCCCGACCACAUCUGGCACCACCCCGGUGGCCCAGAACCGCCGCGGGGGGCCCUUCAAUCUGUACCACGAGACCCAUGGCAGCGGUCCGAUCAAGAUGGUCUUCAUAAUGGGCCUCAACGCCGUCGGCAAAGACUGGAAGCGCCAAACCAAAUACUUCGGCCACACCCACGGCGACAAAUACACGGCCCUCGUCUUGGACAACCGCGGCGUCGGCCGCACCGACAAGCCCACCACCUACUACUCCACCUCGGAAAUGGCCCAAGACGUAGUCGACCUGCUACACACCCUCAACUGGAUCGACACCUCCUCGUCCACCCCCACCCGCAGCAUCCACGUCGUCGGCGCCAGCAUGGGCGGCAUGAUCGCCCAAGAACUCGCAACGCUCAUCCCCUCGCACAUCGGCAGCCUCACCCUCUGCUGCACGGCGCCGCGACUCGUGCGCACCGUGCCCUUCAUGGAGUACCUGCGCGAGCGCGCAGCGAUGUUCAUCCCGAAGCACAUCGACGUGGAGCUGGAGCGGGUAUCGCACACGCUCUUCGGGGAGGAGUUCCUAUCGCGACCGGACACGGAGAACGAGGACCCUAAGCUGAAUUUCCCGACGAACCGCGACCGGUAUGCUGCGGGGCAGUUGCGCAAGCGGGCGGAUCCGGUCGCGUUUACGACGAAGGGGUUUCUGAUGCAGGUUGUUGCGUGCUACUUUCAUAGCAAGUCUGCAGCACAACUGAAGGCGAUGGGGGAUGCGGUCGGGAGGGGGAGGAUUGCGGUUGUGCAUGGGACGGAGGAUCGCAUGCUCACGUUUAGGCACGGGGAGAUGUUGCGCGAGGCGCUGGGGGAGGAGAUCACUUGGGUGGUUUAUGAGGGGAGUGGGCAUAUGUUGCCUUGGGAGAGGGAGAGGGAGUUUAAUUUGUUGGUGGAGGAGAUGGUGGGUCGUGGGGAGGGGGAGAGGGAGAGCGAGAGGGAGUGA